GAAGGGCUCCCGCCUGCAGCUGGGGAAUCCGCUCGGCGGGGAGAAUCCGUGCCAGGGAAUCCAGCUCUCCGGACUCAAGCUGCAAACAAAAAGCUCAGGUCUGGCUCGCCCCCUCCGCCCCCCCGACGCACAGCCGGAGGAACAGUUUUGUGCAGAAAUGCAACAAGUAGCACCCGGAGCUCCCGGAGCGCCCCGAGCCGCCUGACUUGGCCGGGCGAAGCCCGCCUGCGGAGACCCGGGCCAGCCACCGGACAAAGGGCGGAGGAGGGGCUGGACCGCGCUGCGGAGUCCGAAAGAGGCCAUUCGGCGGCUCUGGCCAGGCCAAGGGGAAUGCAGAGGAGACACGGAGCAGGCGGGCCAAGAGGACGCUUCGGCCGAAGCACGCAGGGCGGGCGGCGAUGGGGGCUGCCCGCGCGGUGCGCUUCCUACUCGUGGUGUGCGGCUGCCUCGCGCUCCCGCCGCGGGCCCAGCCGGUGUGCCCCGAGCGCUGCGACUGCCAGCACCCCCAGCACCUCCUGUGCACCAACAGGGGGCUCCGCGCCGUGCCCAAGACCAGCUCGCUGCCGAGCCCCCAGGACGUGCUCACCUACAGCCUCGGCGGCAACUUCAUAACCAACAUCACGGCCUUCGACUUCCACCGUCUGGGGCAGCUCAGACGGCUGGACCUGCAGUACAACCAGAUCCGUUCCCUGCACCCCAAGACCUUUGAGAAGCUCUCCCGGCUGGAGGAGCUGUACCUGGGCAACAACCUCCUGCAGGCGCUCGUCCCGGGCACGCUGGCCCCGCUGCGCAAGCUGCGCAUCCUCUACGCCAACGGGAACGAGAUCGGCCGCCUAAGCCGCGGCUCCUUCGAGGGCCUGGAGAGUCUGGUCAAGCUGCGGCUGGACGGGAACGCCCUGGGGGCGCUGCCGGACGCGGCCUUUGCCCCCCUGGGCAACUUGCUCUACCUACACCUGGAGUCCAACCGGAUCCGCUUUCUGGGCAAGAACGCCUUCGCCCAGCUGGGCAAACUGCGCUUCCUCAACCUCUCCGCCAACGAGCUGCAGCCCUCCUUACGCCACGCAGCCACCUUCGCACCGCUGCGCUCCCUCUCCACGCUCAUCCUCUCGGCCAACAGCCUGCAGCACCUGGGGCCGCGCGUCUUCCAGCACCUGCCGCGGCUGGGCCUACUGUCACUCAGGGGCAACCAGCUCACACACCUGGCGCCGGAGGCCUUUUGGGGCUUGGAGGCCCUGCGCGAGCUGCGCCUGGAGGGGAAUCGGCUGAGCCAGCUGCCCGUGGCGCUGCUGGAGCCCCUGCACAGCCUGGAGGCGCUGGACCUUAGCGGGAACGCGCUGUCCGCCCUGCACCCCGCUAUCUUUGGCCACCUGGGCCGGCUGCGCGAGCUCAGCCUGCGCGACAACGCGCUCAGCGCCCUCUCGGGGGACAUCUUCGCCGCCAGCCCGGCCCUCUACCGGCUGGAUCUAGACGGCAAUGGCUGGACCUGCGACUGCCGUCUGCGCGGCCUGAAGCGCUGGAUGGGCGACUGGCAUUCUCAAGGCCGCCUCCUCACCGUCUUCGUGCAGUGUCGCCACCCCCCGGCCCUGCGGGGCAAGUACCUGGAUUACCUGGAUGACCAGCAGCUGCAGAACGGGUCUUGCGCAGAUCCCUCUCCCUCAGUUUCCCCGACCGCCGAAGGCCGGGGGAGGCCCUUGCCCACCACCACCGGGGAGGCGGCGGCGCCCCCUGCAGGCGGCCUCUCGGAGGUGCUGCCGCGGCAGCCGCAGCCGCAGCCGCAGCCGCAGCAGCGCGGGCGGUUUCUGCCCGGGGGGGCCUGGGACGGGGCCGCCGGGGAGCUCCUGGGCAACCGCAGCGCUCUGAGGCUGAGCCGCCGGGGCCCGGGCCUCCAGCCGCCGGACCCCUCCGCCGCCGCCGCCGCCGCCGCCGCCGCCGCGGGCCCCGCGCCCCAGCCCCUGGACCUGCUCCAGAAGCCCGAGCGGGGCCCGCCGACUCCCGCCGAGGCCGCCCGCGCGGAGCCCAGCCCGACGGCCGCGCCCGCCUCUGGGCCACCGCCCGCGGGCGACCCCUGGCAGCGCGCGGCGAAGCAGCGCCUGGCCGCGCAGCCCCGGGAGAGCGCCGCCCCGUCCGACGGCGCGGCCGGGCCGCCGCCGCCGCCGCCGCUGGUGUCCGACCCGUGCGACUUCAACAAGUUCAUCCUGUGCAACCUGACGGUGGAGGCGGUGGGCGCCGACAGCGCGUCGGUGCGCUGGGCCGUGCGCCAGCACCGCAGCCCCCCGCCGCUGGGCGGCGCGCGCUUCCGCCUGCUGUUCGACCGCUUUGGGCAGCAGCCCAAGUUCCACCGCUUCGUCUACCUGCCCGAGCGCAGCGACUCGGCCACGCUGCGCGAGCUGCGCGGGGACACCCCCUACCUGGUGUGCGUGGAGGGCGUCCUCGGCGGCCGCGUCUGCCCGGUGGCGCCCCGCGACCACUGCGCCGGGCUGGUCACCCUGCCGGAGCCCGGGGCCCGGGGCAGCGUGGACUACCAGCUGCUGACCUUGGUCUUGCUGGCGGUCAACGCGCUGCUGGUGCUCCUGGCGCUGGCGGCCUGGGCGUCGCGCUGGCUGCGCAGGAAGCUGCGGGCGAGGCGCAAGGCGGGCGCGCCGGUGCACGUCAGGCACAUGUACUCCACCCGACGGCCGCUGCGCUCCAUGGGCACCGGCGUGUCUGCGGACUUCUCCGGGUUCCAGUCGCACCGGCCGCGCGCCACCGUGUGUGCGCUCAGCGAGGCCGACCUCAUCGAGUUCCCCUGCGACCGCUUCAUGGACAGCGGCGGCGGCGGCACGGGGGGCAGCUUGAGGCGGGAGGACCAUCUUCUGCAGCGAUUUGCGGACUAGCUCCAGAGACUGCAGGGGGUGGGGGGCGGGGGGGAAGGGGGGUGCAGUGUGCAGACCCUCUCAUUGCCCGGGGAGCCCCUCAGCCGACCUCAGGGGAAGAUCUCAUUUUAUCAGAGCUUCUCCUCUUGUGCACUUGCCGGAGAGGCCCAAGGGGAAGCCGGUUUGGCACCCCCUCCCCCAAUUUCCAGUACUCACUCGUGAAGUGCAUGGGUGGUACUUGGCGGUCAAGGCCAAGAGUAGGGGACAAACGGAUGGUACAGGCCAGAGGCGGGAAGCCUUCCUCUGCAUGGAGACCUUGGAUAUGGCUUUUGUGGCUUUGCAGUGCAAGAACCUGGCCCCGUAUGGCCAGGUAGAAAAGGGUGCUUUUGCCCUCCCCGGUAUGGCCAGAAAGAGAUUUGGGUGCAUGCAUUUUUUUUUUUUUGUUGUUCUGUUUGUUUGUUUGUUCAGUGUGAAAUAGAAGAGUUUUGUCCUAUUUAAGGGAAAAGGAACUUAUUAGUGUUACAAAGGAGGCACUGGUCUGGUGGUCUCUGCCAAGAAGGUGGAGGCUGUAAACAGGUGGUAAAGUUUAACACGCUCGCCAAGGAACUCUUUCAUGUUGGUUAAUAGAACAUUCAGGAUAAUUUAAUGUUUAAAUAAUUAGAGACGCUGUUUUGGUUUGGUUUGGUUUGGUUUUCAACAAUGUGAAGAGCUCUGACGUUUAACAAACUGACCAUAAACUCAAGGACUAUUUUAGUUGAGCUGAGCAGUUCAACUAGUAUUUUUUUUUUUUUUUUAACAUUAACACCACAAGAACAUUUGCCGACCUUGGGGUUAACUGAGAUUACCUACUUUCUCAGGAGAAGGCUGCGUGCCAGACUUCUCUGUCAGGGUUGCUCCUGUGGCUUUUUAAUUUUAUUUUUCUAAGCCCAUAUGUGGAAAAGGAAAUUUCAGUGCCAGACUUGAUAAAAGAAUGUACGGUGUGCACAACAGAUGACCGUGUAGGGAACAGCGGCCUCCCGGUUGGCCUAACCGCAUCUCUGACACUGUGUCCAGGUUGGAAUAAAUGCGAUGCGGUACUUCUCAUGUUUUUAUCAGUGAUAUGCGGUUGAUUGUGCCCUGCUUCUCUUGAGUUGCACAGUUAAGUGAUAAAGGCAGGGAAGCAAAAGGUGAUAGUCAAUUGACAGUGUAACGUUCAAUCACAUUAAUGUGUUGUUACUCUAUAUGAAACAGGGGAGGAAAUUAUGGGGAAAAAAUGUGAAAAGUGUACAUCCGCGGUUGUUUGUUUCUACUAAAACCAGAAGAUUGUUAGGCAUACUUAAACCUCACUGUGAAAUAAUUAUAUAUUUUGCAAGUUAAUCCCCCCACUAUGCAGUGUUUUACCAUGUUACUAAAUCUUAUCUUUUAGUUAAUAAUUGCAGUAUUUCCUUUAAAUGUUUUUGUUUUAGAUUUAGGAUUAGGCUCCUUUAUUUGCUCAGUGGUUUUCAACUAUUUGGGACUCUUUGGUCCCCUGAUAUUUAUGAAGUACAUGUUUAUCACUAAGUGUAGUGCUUUGGUUUACAUUAAUAAUCUUGUGUGUGGUCUAAGAGAAGCAGUCACAGGGAAGAUCUGCACGGUUAUAUUUCACCGUGGUUAUGGAUUUAUUGGCAGUGGGGUGCCAUGGAGGCUACUGCUAUGGUGCAAAGGCUAACAGUGAAUCUUCUGUUUCAGGCCUUAAGCCCCUGAGGGUCCUGAUGACUCAGGGAAUCUAUCGUAGUCUGGGGGUCCUUCAACCCCAGUGCACUCCUUUUAUGUUUGGCCUCCGUUGAGCCGAGCCUGCCUUUGCCCCAGCAGCUGAGCAGGGACCCAGGGCUCUAAACGAACGGAUCUGUGUUUAUGUUCAGAUGAAUAAAUGUCCAGACCACUUACAGUACAGCUGCUUCUCUGGCAGUCUUAUCUGUAGGGCCAAAACUUAAUAAACCGCAGGAAAUAGGCUGUCAUUCUAAGUUUGCUGCCAGGGCUUGUGUCAGAUCCCGAGCAUCUUAGUACAUGGGACAGGGGUCGCAGCUCAUUCUUAUUUGCAACCUUAGGUUAUUUACUUACCCCUCUUGUGCUCCUGGUUUUGUUCAUGUGUAGAGCAAUGGCAUCUUUUAGCUGUUCCUUUUGCACAGCGGUGUAAUAUUGAGCCCCAUCGAAAGUCUGGGAAAAAAAAAAACCUCUGAUUCUCCCCACCACCCACCCUUUUCAACCGCAGAACAUCACUGAAAAUACUUCACGGAAAGAAAAAAAAAAAAAUACCCAGCAAAAUCUAUGUAAAAACAUUUUGACUGGAAAGUCCUUUGGUGGGAAAUGAAUAAAUGUUAUACAUUGUUAUGUUCAGUUAUGUCAAUAAACCCACUUACUACUAGA
This is a messenger RNA of Canis lupus familiaris (dog), 5237 nucleotides long. RefSeq names its product TLR4 interactor with leucine rich repeats (gene TRIL). The coding region runs from base 399 to 2873 and encodes 824 amino acids. NCBI's taxonomy places the organism in Eukaryota, Metazoa, Chordata, Mammalia, Carnivora, Canidae. The record is from RefSeq and is a predicted model, not a curated record. The transcript has a single exon. Gene Ontology annotation, molecular function: protein binding.